UGACUCAGCUAAGAUAUUAUUUGAAUCAUCUCAUACAGUGUGACAUGUAAUAUUCUUAAAACGCCGCCGUACUCGCAGUCUAAAGCCGGCUUAAGUAACAAAGAGUGUAGAUAUGAGUGUGAUGCAUGAGCAUGCUCCUGUCAGGACCUCCCUUUUCCGUACAAACUCAGUGAGACAGAUCCAAACACUUCAAGCCGUGGCUCAGUAUCAACUUUAAAAUAAAUGUGCUUGUACAUUGUCUUUAGAAGCGAUCUAACCUUACUGAAAAAGUACUGAUAUACCUUUUUCAGGUCUCCGUUCAAACAGCUACUGGCCUUUUUUAUAUUUUCACCACCCUACCCUCUUAUUACUAUAAGGAUCAGGUAGGCAGAUAUUAAUUCAUUUUUAUGUUUGCUCCAAAUGUUUGUCAUGUUUAGAUGUUUCAUUAUGAUUAUUUUUUUAUUAUUAUUAUUUAUUUAAUCUCGUGGUGAGCAGUGCGUUUUACAUUCUAGUCAUUUCAGCAAAACCGUCGUCAACCACAGCUUCUAAAUGCGUUGUUUUAAGUUUAAUGAAGUGAUAAAUCUCAACCUCUGUAGGCGCUGAACACAUUAAGGAUUGUCUCCUCCUCAUCCUCCUCCCCUCAGCACCCUGUGUUUGUGGUCAGCCAUGUGGGAUGGAGCUUAAAUAAAAAAAUGUAGCCUAACCUCUUGGGAAAGAGGACUCCAUAAAACAAGACAUUUUUAGUCUUCCGAAAGGAGAACAUACACCAUCAACAUUUACUCUGAAGAAGGAGAAGAAGUCAUGACAUGGCUACUUUUAUCCAAAUUAACCUAAUUUCCUUAAUGAAGUCAAUGGAAGCUUGAGUCUUUCAACUCAUCUGUAAGGAAAGGACAAGGAGGGUUUUUUUUUUCUUUCUUAACUUCUCAUUUUGGAAGUUGUUUAUGUCACCUCAGGAGAGGUGAAAGGAACACAAGGAGAAGGAACAAGUGUUUGUGAGGAACAUUUUUACCUCAGAAACCCAACUUUCCUCACGAAGGCUCUGAUAUGACAGCAUUCGGGAAAUAGUCUAGAUUUUCAGUCAGUUGUUUGAAAGUGAAAAGUCGGCUAUUACCUCACUUUCAUUAUAUUUCAUGUUUUUUAUUAUUAUUAUUAUUUUUAAAAAAUGACUAAAUUGGAGACUACAUUGAUAUUUUGUUCGCUCGCGCUGCUGGCGUUAACGUGCGUCGAAGCCAAAGACUCGGAAGAAAAAGCUAACGGCUUGCGCGCGCUGAACGUCACGGCCGCGCGACACUCGCGCGCGCCGCCGCCAAUGUGCACGGGACCCACAGAGAUCCGGGACGCGUUCAAGUACAUAAACGCGGCCGUGUCGUGCCUCGUGUUCGUAGCGGGGCUCGUGGGGAACUCUGCGCUGCUGCGGAUCAUAUAUGCGAACGAGCGCAUGCGCAACGGGCCCAACCUGCUCAUCGCGAGCCUGGCGCUCGGUGACCUCGUACACGUCGUAAUCGGCAUCCCCAUUAACGUGUACAAGCUUCUGGCUGAAGACUGGCCUUUUGGUGUUGGAGUCUGCAAACUGGUUCCUUUUGUGCAGAAGGCAUCAGUUGGCAUCACAGUCUUGAGUUUGUGUGCAUUAAGCAUAGACAGGUACCGUGCGGUAGCAUCCUGGAGCCGCAUCAAAGGAAUCGGAGUGCCCAAAUGCACGACCAUCGAGAUCAUAGUGAUAUGGUUGCUCUCCAUCAUUCUGGCAGUGCCUGAGGUCGUCGCCUUUGACAUGAUCGCUAUGGAUUAUAAAGGAGACCACUUGAGGAUCUGCCUGCUGCAUCCCAUGCAAAAGAGCCAGUUCAUGAAGUUUUAUAAAUCAGCAAAAGAUUGGUGGCUCUUCAGCUUUUACUUCUGCAUGCCACUGGCCUGCACUGCCAUCUUCUACUCUCUCAUGACCUGUGAAAUGCUGCGAAAGAAGGACAGUGUGCAGAUUGCUCUGAACGACCACUUGAAACACAGACGAGAGGUGGCCAAGACCGUGUUCUGCUUGGUGUUGGUCUUUGCUCUGUGUUGGUUGCCUCUGCACCUGAGCCGUAUUCUCAAACUCACACUUUAUAAUGAGGACGAUCCAAACCGCUGUGAGCUUCUGAGCUUCUUCCUGGUCCUUGAUUACAUUGGGAUCAACAUGGCUUCAGUGAACUCAUGUAUCAACCCAAUAGCCUUAUAUAUGGUCAGCAAACGGUUUAAGAGCUGUUUCAGGUCUUGCCUCUGUUGUUGGUGUCUGCCUCCUGAUGUGUUGGCAGUGGAUGAACAGCAGUCCUGCAUGAAGCUGAAAUCGGCAGAGCACGGGUCAGAACAGAGCAGCAGCCGAAUCACAAACAAGUACACUUCGGUAUAAGCGCUAACCUGAGGGCAGUUCUGUAUAAAUUAGUAAUAUUUGUAAUACACACUUGUUGACCUCCAAUCACCACUGAGACCUGUGCAUCAUCUGCACCACUGGCAGCACUUGCGCUGAGGUUGUCUCAAGCAGUAGGUCAGAACACACUUAAAAUGUAUAUAGUCAUAUUGUCUUGCUACCUAGUAAACCAUUAUCAGCUCUCAGUAACAUAUAAAUAGUGUAAUCAGAUGAAACACACCAUGUUGUUAAAAUCCCCAUGAUGUUGACAUGAUCUCUUGAAACUCCAAGGUGUCAUGUCACACACUUCACUUGAGUUAGUAAAGUAAUCUAAUCAGCAUAUUAAUAUAAACCUUGCAGCCCGAGCCACUCUCAAUGCUGCUGUUAUAUAAAAUUAUUCAUUAUCUUCUGACCAAUCGGAUUUGAGUAUUCAACAACACUGAUAGAAAAUCGUUUCAAAGGUUGCUAUAGUAGGUUGAAUAUAACGCUUAAAGGUGUGGGAAAAAAUGGAUAAAAAUUCAUCUCAAUGUUCAUAGGCAAAGCUGCAGGCAUAUUUUUCCUCACUGACAAGAGCAAACAUACUUUACGUCUUCUGUUAGCUUGGUACAAUUGUAGUAUUAUAUGGUUCACUUUUGUACAGAACUAUUACUAACUCUGUUGUAUUAUUAUUUAAUCUAAUGAUGUUGCUGCAUGUUACUUUAGUAUCACAUAUUUAAAUCAGUCACUGUGAUUUUUUUUUUCUUCAUUACUUUUAUGUAUUUUCGAAGUUCCAUGAAAUGUCUUGACUGUAUGAUUUGACUAUAUGAUAUUACAUCGGGAUUUGACUAUAUGAUCUUACAUACACAUUACAUAUAGGAACACCUGUACAUGCUCAUUUAUGCAGUUAUCUAAUCAGCCAAUCAUGUGGCAGCAGCACAAUGCAUA
Messenger RNA from Ictalurus furcatus (blue catfish), 3277 nucleotides. RefSeq names its product endothelin receptor type B-like. Gene Ontology annotation, molecular function: endothelin receptor activity. Gene Ontology annotation, biological process: G protein-coupled receptor signaling pathway; vasoconstriction; regulation of blood pressure. NCBI's taxonomy places the organism in Eukaryota, Metazoa, Chordata, Actinopteri, Siluriformes, Ictaluridae. The record is from RefSeq and is a predicted model, not a curated record. Gene Ontology annotation, cellular component: membrane. The coding region runs from base 1142 to 2356 and encodes 404 amino acids. The transcript is spliced from 7 exons.